GGAAAGAAGUUCAGGGAGCAUCAAGACGGCCAGGAGCCGUCAGCAGAUAGGCAGAGGAGGCAAAGUGGGGGCAGGGACCCUGCGACACGAUCCUCCACGCCGACGAGGGGCAGUCGCAGGGUGUUGCAACUAUCCGCCGGUGAGGAUGAGAGAACGGACAGUAUAUAUUGAGGAGCAGGUAUGGACGAGCGUGGGAAUUAGAUCACAACAGAGGCACGUGACUGUCUGCGCAAUGCUAUCUGAGGUCGGCCCGACGGAGUCGAAUGGCGAGCUGAUGAGGUUCUGAUUCUCUCGCUCCUUGCCAGUGGUGACCCAAGCGUGGUCUGCAGCUGGGAAGAUGCAAGGGGGUUAUCAUCGCAACAUUGUCCGAAGUAUUUGUGGAUGAUGACAUUAGAGCAGAGGAGUACCAAGGAGACCAUAGGAAAACCAGAGAAGGUGGGGAGCAAGCGCGGCAGCGACUGUUUGUCUGUUCUGACGCAGGUGUUGCCGACCGAUAGCGAAUUGGCAGAUCCAUUGGCUAAGGUGGUCCCGCUAUCUCGAGCUCUCCACAGCAGGCGCGACGACGAGACUGGGCUUCAGAUACGCGAAGCGAUGAAGAUAGAGCUUUUGUGAGCUU
Molecule: messenger RNA, 616 nt
Organism: Dichomitus squalens LYAD-421 SS1
Lineage: Eukaryota; Fungi; Basidiomycota; Agaricomycetes; Polyporales; Polyporaceae
Exons: 4
Coding region: 385-612 (75 amino acids)
Source: RefSeq, a predicted model, not a curated record